GCCACCAAGCUGGGCACUGGGGAGAUGGCCAAUACUGACCCUAAGACCGUGCAGGAUCUCACCUUGGUGGUGCAGACCCUCCUGCAACAGAUGCAAGAUAAAUUUCAGACUAUGUCUGACCAGAUCACUGGAAGAAUUGAUGACAUGAGUAGUAGCAUUGACGAUUUGGAGAAAAACAUUGCAGACCUCAUCACACAGGCUGGGGUGGAAGAACUGGAAGGUGAAAACAAGAUACCUGCCACACAGAAGAGUUGAAGGUUGCUGAUUUGCAAGAAAAUCUGGAACACCAUUUUUACAAGCCAAGAGAAGACUGAAUGGCUUUUUGCAACUACUAUUACGUACACAGGUUUUAUAUUAUAAAGUGUGCAUUCUUGUCAUAUACUAUAUUGUUAGUUU
Molecule: messenger RNA, 396 nt
Organism: Choloepus didactylus (southern two-toed sloth)
Lineage: Eukaryota; Metazoa; Chordata; Mammalia; Pilosa; Megalonychidae
Product: heat shock factor-binding protein 1-like
Exons: 1
Coding region: 25-255 (76 amino acids)
Biological process (GO): cellular heat acclimation
Cellular component (GO): cytosol; nucleus
Molecular function (GO): transcription corepressor activity
Source: RefSeq, a predicted model, not a curated record